AUGGCUUUGAAGAAUGGGCAUGAGCAUGAGAAAAGCAGGACCUGUGGUCCAGAGGGUACCAUCAUUCCCAGAGGUCUUAAACAGAGAGCCAUUCUCUGGAACAAUUGCAAUUUACAGGACAACUUAGCAGUUGCUCUGCGGCUGGCAGUGGUAGUUGGAAAGAUCUGUGAGAAGCUGGGAAUCUGCUCAGUGCCAAAAUGUAUUCGUGUUUUAUUGUUUUUUUACUUUUUACUGACACCAAUCAAGAAGGAUCCAAAGGUUGUAGUAAAAAACUUAUGCUUUGGGACAAUACCCGUGAGAUUGUAUCAACCAAAGGCAGCAUCUACAAGUCUCCGGAAAGGAAUUAUUUUCUUCCAUGGAGGUGGUGUGGUAAUUGGGAGUCUAGAUGACUACAAUAGUCUGUGCUGCUUCUUGUCCAGAGAAACUGACUCAGUGGUUCUGUCAGUUGGUUACCGUUUGGCUCCAGAGCAUAGGCACCCUUCUGCAUUGAAUGACUGCAUAGCUGCUUUCAUCCACUUUCUGAAAACCCUGGAAACCUAUAGCGUUGAUCCUUUUCAUAUCAUCCUAUGUGGAGACAGUUCUGGAGGGGCAGUCACAGCUACUAUUUGCCAAACUGUCAUGAGCCAAUCAGAUCUCCCCAAGAUACGAGCACAGAUUUUGAUCUACCCCUAUCUCCAGGGAUUUAAUUUCCAGCUACCUUCGUAUCAGCAGUACAAAAAUGUUUUAUUCCUCACCCGGGAUGUUGCCAUUUUCUGCAUAUUCCAAUAUUUUGAUAUCCCCUUAUCUUGGAAAACCGCUAUUCUGAAUGGUGCCCAUCUGUCCCCUGAGAUGCGGAAGAAGUGUGAGGAAAUGAUAAAUGCAGACAACAUUCCGAAGAGGUUUAAAGAGAGAGGCUACCAGCCCAUGUCAUUUAGCCCUUUUAAUGAAGAAGUUUACAUGGAAAGCAAACAGCUGUUAAACACAAUCAGUUCACCCCUAACUGCUGAUGAUGACAUCAUUGCCCAACUCCCUCAAACCCUGCUUGUGAGCUGUGAGUUUGAUAUCUUACGGGAUGAUACCCUGUUGUACAAGAAGAGGCUGGAGGAUCAGGGGGUGCCCGUGAGCUGGCACCACAUUGAAGAUGGUUUUCAUGGAGUACUUCUCACCUUUGACAAAAAGUACUUUUGCUUCCCCUGCUCCUUAAAAAUUCUGAAUAUCAUUGUCCAUUUUAUAAAGAACCUGUGAAUCCCACUCCAAAGAUUUUAAAGAAAGACUGGCAAGUAUGGACUCUAUUUAAAGUUAGGUUCACUGUUGGGUUUCAUUUUAUUGAUUUAGGAGAUAGGGCAAGUUCUGCGGCUGACAGGGAAGAGAUUGGGAAUUUAGUCCUGUGUUAGACACAGGAGAUUCAUGGAAGAGUGAAGAAAGACUGAAAAAGUGCUUGUCCAUAGACAAGCAAUGGGCAGUGGGAAGACUAGGCUGGAAAUCGUCAUCAUCUUUUUUAAGUCUAUAUUGGCAUGUGCCUGAGAUAAAAUCAGCCUAGAAAAAGGCAUGGAUAGUGCCAGGGUGAUGAAGCCUCUGGGUGUCUCUGGUAGCCUAGGAAAGUCCUACAGGCUGUCUGUGACUUUUAGUGGCUUCUUUGUGCCCAAAUGGGGAACUGAAAAGAUGAAGCUCUUGGUCAGUGGGGACAAUUUAAUUCUUUGUAUCCUCAGGGUCUAGAGAAGUGGCCCGGAGCCAGAAAAGCCAGAAUUUAAGUCCUGUCUCUGACACAUACUCCUUAUAGGACCCUGGGCAAAUCACUGAAUCAGUGUGCAAGGCAACUUUUUUUCUUUUUUUUUUGGCCAAGUGACUUAUCCAGGGUUACAUAGCUAUUAAGUGUCUGAGGCCAGAUUUGAAGUCAGUUCCUCCUGAUUUCAGGGUCAGGGCUUUAUCCAAUGUGCCACCCAAAUGCUCCCCUCUAGGCAACUUUCUAAGUUUUUAAAUGAUAAAGGUUAGGAAAUACUCACAGAGAACUUCUAAAAUUCUCAGUCCAAUCUUUAUCCAUAUACAUAAACAUAUAUGUAUAUAUACAUAGGCAUACAGAAACAUGUAUGUAUAAAUUAGAUUGAUAGAUUGAUACAUAUAUAAGUACAUGAUUCUAACGUAAUUUUAUUAAGAUAUUUUAAUGGCUUUCACAACUAUCAAAGAUACCAAAGAUUUGAAGUUUCAAAUGAAAGAAGUAAUUAAUUGUCUGUCCUAAUUUAUAAUAUUCUUGUUUAAGUCCCAUAAACCAAGUAUGCAAUAAUUUUUGUUGAAAUUCAGCUCAGUUUUCAUCUUCCCCGACAAUGAUUAUUUAUAUCUGCAAACUAACCAGAAGAUUAAAUUUUUCCUUUCCUAAGGAAGAAUUGCAAGCUAUUAAUCACCAUAUGAAAGGCUGCUCCAAAUCAUUAAUAAUAAGGAAAAUGUGAAUCAAAACAACUUUAAUGCAUCAAAUUACAACCAACAAAUGAGAAAGAAUAACAGACAAUGGUAAUAGUCAAUAUUGGAGGGGCACAUAAUACAUACAUAUUGAUAAAGCUGUGAAUUGAUCUAAUUAGGCUGAAAACAAUCAGGAAUUUUAUGCAACGCAACUAAAAUGUCCAAGUUAUUUGAUCCAGAUAUUCUAUUAUCAUUCUCUCAUAAACAUUUAUUAAGUUCUUACUUUAUUAUGUGCCAGGCAUUGUAAUGACUAAAAAGGUUUGAGAGAGACAUAAUUUUGGGAUAAUUAAGAUGUUUUAUUAAUAAUGACAGCAUUUAAACAAAAGGAUGGUCAUUUGGCCUAUAAGAAGUUAAUUAUGUCUUUCUUGUAUUUGAUUAUUGUAUUAGGACCAAGGGUUUCCCCCUUUUUUUAUGUCCUUAUCUAGAAACCAGAAAACCCUUAAAAGAUUUAUCGAGGUUAAGAUGUAAUCAGACAGUAAAAGAAAUUCUAAGUUGAGGCUUGUGAAAUGACCAGGAAUACUCAUUGUGUUGCUCAAACAAGUCUGAGGAAAGGUUUACUUCCUUAUCAUCAAAACAGGUGAUGGUAAAUUAAUGUUUCUGACCAGUAUUUGAGUAACCUAAGUCACAGUCCCCAAGAUCUUCAUUUUUAUACAGCCCACACCUCCCAUUGUGUUAAUCAAUUCAAAUUUAUUGCUAUCCCUCAGGAAGGCCUAUUAUUCAAAGGGCAUAUAAAAUUUGACUUCACUGCCAUUAGGAGUCUUUGGUCUAAGUAAGCAGGUCAAAUUACUUUGCUUUUAUUAAUAAGCUUUAGUUCCUAUUUAUAAAAUGAUUAAAUUGCCCAGAAUAUCUAUUGAACAUUUUUAAUUGUCACAGGCCAUCUCUCAGACUUUAAAGAUUAUUAUGGCAGCAAGCUGACAGGGAUAUGCUGGAAAGUGCUGCUGAAUAGCUCCUCUGUAUUUUUUAAUUCUUUGUUAUAAAGAGAUGAUUUUUGGGUGGAAGAAUGUAACUUCUAAUAAAUAAAAACUUUGUGGUGAAUAUUUGAUUUUUUCUAGUACUUAAGUAUAAAACCAUACAAUUUUCCUCCUACCUCUCUGAAAGCCCCUUCUCUGUCUCCUUUGCUGGAUACUUUUCUAGAAUAUUCCCUCUAACUGUAGAUGUCCCUCAGAGUUUGGUACUGGGUUCCCUUAUUUUCUUCUAUACUACCUUCACUUGGGACCUCAUCAAUUUCCGUGAAUUUAAUUGUCAUCUAUAUACUGGUGAUUCUCAAAUCCACCUUUCCUGCCCCAAAGCCUCUGGGUACCUUUCAUGUGACAUCGAACUGCUCUUCAGAUAUCUCAAACUGGAUUUUCUUUUUUUUUCUAUUUUAUUUUAUUUUAUAAUAACUUUAUAUUGACAGAAUCCAUGCCAGGGUAAUUUUUUUUACAACAUUAUCCCUUGCACUCACUUCUGUUCCAAUUUUUCC
This is a messenger RNA of Antechinus flavipes (yellow-footed antechinus), 3895 nucleotides long. Its product is annotated as arylacetamide deacetylase-like 4. Gene Ontology annotation, molecular function: carboxylic ester hydrolase activity. The record is from RefSeq and is a predicted model, not a curated record. Gene Ontology annotation, cellular component: membrane. Lineage: Eukaryota; Metazoa; Chordata; Mammalia; Dasyuromorphia; Dasyuridae. The transcript has 4 exons. The coding region runs from base 1 to 1224 and encodes 407 amino acids.